This is a messenger RNA of Kogia breviceps (pygmy sperm whale), 2532 nucleotides long. RefSeq names its product endoplasmic reticulum mannosyl-oligosaccharide 1,2-alpha-mannosidase-like. Lineage: Eukaryota; Metazoa; Chordata; Mammalia; Artiodactyla; Physeteridae. The record is from RefSeq and is a predicted model, not a curated record. Gene Ontology annotation, molecular function: mannosyl-oligosaccharide 1,2-alpha-mannosidase activity; calcium ion binding. Gene Ontology annotation, biological process: mannose trimming involved in glycoprotein ERAD pathway; carbohydrate metabolic process. Gene Ontology annotation, cellular component: membrane; endoplasmic reticulum.
CCACACCAGCGAGAUAUGCGCAGGUGCGAGCAGUGUGGGCAUGACGUCACCGCACACGCACGGAGGCGCGCCCUGGGAUGUAAGCCCGCCCGCAGGAGCAGCGACGGCGGGCGCAGGCGCAGUGGGACUCCGAGGGCGCGGCAAAGGCGCAUUGGCUCAGAGCGAUGGGCGGGGAAUCGACGGCGCCGCGAUGGCCGCCUACCGGCGUCGGACCUGUCGGCCUCACGGCCCAGCUCGGAGCCUGGCCUCCUGACGACGCCGGAGGGCGGAGCUCCCCGGCCCGCUGCCGCUGCAGCUGUCAUGUAUCCGCCGCCGUCGCUGCCGCCGCGUCGGGACUUCAUCUCGGUGACGCUGAGCCCCGGCCGGAGCUACGACGGCGGGCAGGGCCUGAGGCGGCGCUCGUUCUGGCGGAAAUGGAAGCAGCUGUCGAGGUUACAGCGGAACGUGGUCCUCUUCCUGCUGGCGUUCCUGAUGCUCUGCGGCCUCCUGUCCUACAUCAGUGUGGCCGACGAGUGGAAAGCCGUGGGCAGCAGGUCGGCGGAAGGGCCGAAGGUGAGACCCGCAAAUGCACCCGUCUUGCCAGCUCCUCGGAGAGCAGCCGAGAACCCGGAAGAAACCUUCGCGGGGGCGUCACCUCAGAAGCCUCCAAGGCAUUUCCGACGGGGACCACCCAACCUGCAGAUUAGAGCCCCCGACGGAGACGCCAAGGGCCAGAGGCAGGAGGAGGCCCAGAGGAGGGCAGAGGCAGCCGGCGCGGCUCGCUGGAAAGACGACGCGCAGGGAAACCGCGCCAGCUGGACGGGCGCAGGGACCGCGCCGGAGCAGGGCACCCAGCUCCCUCCGAGAAAGGCGGAGGCCCCGCCCAGGCCUUCCCCGCAGGCCCUCCGGCCAAGGAGCAGGCCAGCCCCGCAGAACGAGCGCCAGAAGGCCGUGGUCGCCGCGUUCCGCCACGCGUGGGCCGGAUACCGCAAGUUCGCCUGGGGCCACGACGAGCUGAAGCCCGUGUCCAAGUCCUUCAGCGAGUGGUUCGGCCUCGGCCUCACGCUGAUCGACGCCCUGGACACCAUGUGGAUUUUGGGUCUGAAGAAAGAAUUUGAAGAAGCCAGGAGGUGGGUGUCCCAGAAGUUAUUGUUUCAGAAAAACGUGGACGUCAACCUGUUUGAGAGCACCAUCCGGAUCCUGGGGGGUCUUCUGAGCGCCUUCCACUUGUCCGGGGAUGUCCUCUUUCUGAAAAAGGCUGAGGAUUUUGGAAAUCGGUUAAUGCCUGCGUUCCAAACACCCUCUAAGAUUCCGUAUUCCGACGUAAACAUCGGCACUGGAGUUGCCCACCCACCGCGUUGGACCUCUGACAGCACGGUGGCCGAGGUGACAAGCAUUCAGCUGGAGUUCCGAGAGCUCUCUCGUCUCACGGGAGUUAAGAAAUUUCAGGCGGCCGCGGAGGAAGUGGCCCGGCGCGUGCACUCGCUGCGCGGGAAGAAGGACGGGCUGGUACCUAUGUUCAUCAACACCGAGAGCGGGCUUUUCACGCACCUGGGCGUGUUCACCCUGGGCGCCAGGGCCGACAGCUACUACGAGUACCUGCUGAAGCAGUGGAUCCAGGCUGGGAAGAAGGAGACACAGCUGCUGGAAGACUACCUUGAAGCCGUGGAGGGAAUCAAAAAGCACCUGCUGCACAGAUCUGAGCCCGGCAAGCUGACGUUCGUGGGGGAACUCGCCCACGGCCGCUUCAGCGCCAAGAUGGACCACUUGGUGUGCUUCCUGCCAGGGACGCUAGCUCUGGGCGCCCACCACGGCCUGCCUGCCGACCACAUGGAGCUGGCCCGGGCACUCAUGGACACCUGCUACCAGAUGAACCGUCAGAUGGAGACGGGGCUGAGCCCCGAAAUCGUGCACUUCAACCUGCACCCCGAGAGGUCCCGUAAGGACGUGCAGGUCAAGGCGGCCGACAGACACAACCUGCUGCGGCCCGAGACGGUGGAGAGCCUGUUCUACCUGUACCGCCUCACGGGCGACCGCAAGUACCAGGACUGGGGCUGGGAGAUCCUGCGCAGCUUCAACAUGUACACGAGGGUCCCCUCGGGCGGCUACUCUUCCAUCAGCAACGUCCAGGACCCCCGCAAUCCCCAGCCCAGGGACAAGAUGGAGAGCUUCUUUCUGGGGGAGACGCUCAAGUACCUGUAUCUGCUCUUCUCCGACGACCCAGACCUGCUCAGCCUGGACACUUACGUGUUCAACACGGAGGCUCACCCCCUGCCCAUCUGGGCCGCCUCCUAGCGCGGGGCGGCUCCCGAGCGGGUGCUGCCCGGGGACUGACGAGUCCUGUCGUGGAGGGUGCCUGUCGGCAAGGCCCUGGCCCUGGCCUGGGCUGUGUGGUGUCCUCCCAGCCGGCUGGACGUGCUCCAGGCCGGGCUGAUGACAGAGGCCAGCGGCAACUGGGCCAAGACGUUUCGGGGCCUCAUAGCUGCUUGGGGUGGCCACUGGGCUUCUGGUGCUCUGCCACGGGUUCUGGGCUCCUUGCCUGGCUCACGUCGG